UUACAUUGCUGCACUCAGCAUGAGCACACUGGCAGUGUGCAGGAGCAUCUACACGGAAGAGCAGUUUCACAAGACCUAUGGCACUCCUAAGGAUCUAGCCAGGCCUCCCUUGAGUUUAAGAGACAGAAUAGCAAGGAGCUGUACAUGCUCUGCCCAUGCCUUCCUCCAUUUACUGAAGCGCAGGGUGCCAAUUCUGAGUUGGCUGCCCAGGUACAAACUAAAGAAAUGGCUGCUUGGGGACCUGAUUGCUGGCUUGACGGUGGGCAUUGUCCACAUCCCACAAGGCAUGGCAUUUGCCCUUUUGACUUCAGUGGCACCAGUUCAUGGUCUUUACACCUCCUUCUUCCCUGUUGUACUUUAUAUGCUCCUUGGAACUGGACAUCAUGUUUCUACCGGUACCUUUGCUGUGCUGAGUCUAAUGACUGGCUCUGUGAUUGAUGAACAUCUGCCCCAGAAUCCUUUGGAUAGAAAUCUCACAAGUGAAGAGCAGUCAGAUAUAUAUGCUCAACGCAUAGGAAUGGCUGCUGCUAUUGCUUUUCUUAUAGGCGUCAUAAUGGUAGCAAUGUUUGUGCUGCAGCUCGGCUUUCUCUCCACGUAUCUCUCUGAGCCCAUAGUGAAAGCCUUUACCAAUGCUGCUGCUUUUCAUGUCACCAUUUCCCAGAUUCAGAACAUGCUGGGUCUACCCCUCCCACGCUUCACUGGAUCUUUCACCAUUUUUAAGACAUUAGUGUCAGUUGUCCAGUCUUUACCCAUGACAAAUGUGGCAGAACUAGUAAUAUCCAUCCUUUGCCUAAUAGUACUCAUUCCAAUAAAGGAACUUAAUGCACGAUUUCGGACCAAGCUAAGAACUCCGAUCCCUGGGGAAAUUGUUAUGGUUCUGGUUGCUACAGGGGUCACCUUUGCUUCAUCUCUGGAUAGCCGAUACAAUGUUCAGAUUGUAGGCAGCAUACCAGCGGGUUUUCCAGCUCCAAAACUGCCAUCACUGAAAGUCAUCCCCAAGGUUGUUGGAGACACCAUAGCCAUAACAUUUGUGGGUUACGCAGUGUCUGUCUCGCUUGCCAUGAUCUAUGCAGAAAAGCACAGAUACAGCAUUGACCCAAACCAGGAACUCUUGGCCCAUGGGAUAUCCAAUAUUGUUUCUUCUUUGUUUACCUGCUUUCCCAGCUCAGCAACUUUGGCUACAACUAACAUUCUUGAAAGUGCAGGAGGGCACACCCAGCUGUCAGGCUUCUUCACCAGUGGUGUGGUCCUGAUUGUACUGAUUUGGAUUGGACCUCUCUUUAACUACUUGCCAAAGGCAGUGCUGGCCUGUAUAAAUGUCGUCAGCCUCAGACAAAUGUUCCUUCAGUUCCGAGAGCUGCCAGAGCUGUGGAAAAUCAGCAAAACUGAUUUUUCAGUGUGGGUAGUGACUUGGAUGGCUGUUGUCGUUCUCAAUGUGGAGGUGGGCCUGGCUGUGGGAGUCGUAUUCUCAAUGAUGACUGUUGUAUGUCGAACACAGAGGGCGCAAUGUACAGUUAUGGGAAGAGCGGUCAGUACUGAGAUAUACAGGCCAGUUGAGCAAAAUGAUAAGUGCUAUGAAAUCCCAGGCUUGAAGAUACUGUCCUACAACUCCCCUAUUUACUAUGGCAAUAGGGACAUCUUCAAGGAUGCAGUCAGUCGCAUUGUGGGACUGACACAGGAGAAGAUAAGAAAGAGGGAGAAGGCAUUACUUGUUUUGGAGCAGGCCAGGAAGAUGGACAUCUCAGUUGUGGAUUCAGGAAUAGCAAAUCCCGUUUUCCAUCAAGAUGGGUGCAUCCUAAAACCAGAAGCAGAUAUGGAAACCAAGUCACUCAUCAUUGACUGCACCGGUGUCAUUUUUAUUGAUAGUGCUGGGGCACGCUUGUUUAUCCAGAUGUGCACCGAUUGUCAGAAGGCUGGCAUGCAUUUACUUCUGGCUGGAUGCAAUGAAAAAGUGCUGAGGACGUUGCAGUGCAGUGGGAUCAUGGACCACCUAAGUGCAGAGCAAGUGUUUGUGACUGUACAUGAUGCUGCAUGCUACGCAGAGCAAAACAUGGGCAGCGACUCUUAUCUCUUGGGUCCUGUGCCGCCAAUAUGCUGCUGAUCCCACCUGAUCAUUUCAUUCCUCGCUUCCAAUAACCAAAUGCUGCCCCUGUAGAAAAGAAUAGUACAUUUCUGCCAUUAAAUAUUUAUUUGCUGUAAA
Messenger RNA from Xenopus tropicalis (tropical clawed frog), 2200 nucleotides. It is a transcript of the gene slc26a10, whose product is annotated as solute carrier family 26 member 10. The transcript is spliced from 17 exons. Lineage: Eukaryota; Metazoa; Chordata; Amphibia; Anura; Pipidae. The record is from RefSeq and is a predicted model, not a curated record. Bases 20 to 2101 code for a protein of 693 amino acids. Gene Ontology annotation, cellular component: membrane. Gene Ontology annotation, biological process: bicarbonate transport; transmembrane transport; oxalate transport.